Molecule: messenger RNA, 996 nt
Organism: Didymosphaeria variabile
Lineage: Eukaryota; Fungi; Ascomycota; Dothideomycetes; Pleosporales; Didymosphaeriaceae
Exons: 4
Coding region: 1-996 (331 amino acids)
Source: RefSeq, a predicted model, not a curated record
AUGGCGGGGACACCGCACGAUUCGGGACAAUCAGCACAUCCACCUUGGGACAACUCGGCGGUUCCAGGGACAAACAGGCAGCCAGCUGCGGAAGGCUUUCCGGAAGGUGCAGGUAUCGACGAUGGAGUUGCUGCCAAUGACAAUAACAGCUCGGGGCCGCAACUUCCCGGCCUGGCACCACUCACACGCCCAAAUCCGGUGCCUGGUUCUUUCCGCCAGGCUCCUCCCGGCCCAGAUGCAACUGCCCUCAUUCCGGUCUUUUCGCCGGCUCCAGGGCAUACCAUCGGCACCUCAUCUUUCCAGAGCGACGAGGAGCGACGUUACCCAAGUUUUACCUCGCAGGGACAGGCUAGCGGACGUCUGCAGGAGCAUUUGAGGCCUGUCUCUGCAGAUCAUGACCGAAGCUCUGUUGGGCUCACUGAUCAGCGAAUCGUUGCCGACUACGGGGACUACCAGGCACCAGUAACCCUCUACGAGAUCGUGCCUAUGACUACCGGGUGUUAUUACGCACAAGCCUGGCUUGAUAACAACACUUCCGACCAUCCCCCUUCGCCAACGCUGCUCUCACAAUAUGGCUCGGUACAAAACAUUGAGUACCGCUUCUACCACAGCACGCAAGGCUUCAUCCACUCUGGUAACGCCCUCUCCCUCCUCGUCCUGCACAACGCAACCGACCCUUGGGCGCAUACCACCCUCCAGAGGGAAAGCACCACGACCAUUGGGACGUACGGCUACCACUGCUUCGAGGACGACUGGAUUCACUGGGUUACCUUCACCCCGAGUGUGGAGACGUGGUUAAAGACGAUGGAGAAGGAGGGGUACAUCAAGAAGGUUAGGGAGUGGAGCAAGGAUAUGCAGCCCAGGGAGAAGAGAUUCCAUAAAGCAUAUUGGAUGGCUGCUAAUCGGAGGGAGUUGGGUGGAUUGCUGAGAAGGGCGCCUGUCACUGGCGCCACGGACCCGAAUGCCGUGGACUAUGAUUUGUUUCCUGGCGUGUAA